This is a messenger RNA of Vitis riparia (riverbank grape), 1227 nucleotides long. Its product is annotated as pentatricopeptide repeat-containing protein At1g62350. The record is from RefSeq and is a predicted model, not a curated record. The transcript is spliced from 3 exons. Lineage: Eukaryota; Viridiplantae; Streptophyta; Magnoliopsida; Vitales; Vitaceae. Gene Ontology annotation, molecular function: protein binding. The coding region runs from base 67 to 858 and encodes 263 amino acids.
GUGUGCCACAGCAACUAGAGUAUGAAACUGAAGUUUUACUAAAAUUUGCACAGAACAGCAGAUCGAAUGUGGCGAUGGACACGAGAUCUCGUGCGGACAAGUCCAUCCAGAAUCGCUGCACUCCCACAACCUUCUCUGAAAACCCUAGAUUCCCAGUACCCAUUCCACCGUUGCGCCUACCGGUCGGCCUCCCGGCCGAGUUUGUCGAUAUGGAGACGCAAGAAAGAGAUGGGCAAAGAAGGCCUGAUAGCGGCCAAAGAACUCAAGAGGCUCCGGUCCGACCCGGUCCGGUUUGAUCGGUUCAUGCGAUCCUCCGUUUCUCGACUCCUCCGAUCCGACCUUGUCUCCGUUCUCGCUGAGUUCCAGAGACAAGACCAGGUCUUCCUCUCUAUGAAGGUAUUACACACCAUGGGAUGGUGCACCUGUUUUGGAUUAGUUGAGUUAUAUGAUGUGGUGCGAAAAGAAAUAUGGUACCGGCCAGAUAUGUACUUCUACAGGGACAUGCUAAUGAUGCUAGCAAGAAACAAAAAGGUGGAUGAAACAAAGCGGGUUUGGGAGGAUCUUAAGAGAGAGGAGGUUCUGUUUGAUCAGCAUACUUUUGGAGACAUUGUCAGGGCCUUCUUAGAUGGUGGAUUGCCAUCAGAGGCAAUGGACAUAUAUGAGGAAAUGAGGCGAUCUCCUGAUCCCCCAUUAUCUUUGCCCUAUCGAGUUAUAUUAAAAGGUCUCCUUCCAUACCCAGAAUUGAGGGAGAAGGUGAAGGAUGACUUCUUGGAGCUUUUCCCUGGUAUGAUUGUGUAUGACCCACCUGAAGAUUUGUUUGAAGAUGAAGAUGGCAGGACAGAGAGUGAAGAUGAUUGAACUACGAUUCACUAGGAUUUGCAUCAUGACAUAUGUAUGGCCUUGAGGAGCUAACUAGGGUCAAGAGCUUUACAGUAGACACCGUAAUGGCUGAUGGAUUUUGCUCCUCAGAAAUGUUGUAAUUGCCAACUCAAGGAGAAUGAUCUUUGAGUCAGAAGCUUACUCAACCUUCAGGCAGCAAGAAGUAAAGUGCUUUCUCACUUGGAAGCGUGGCCAGUGGCCUGUGACAAAUUCGAAAGAUUAGUUAUGGCAGUUUCUUGUUCAACACUAUUGUAAUAUUCUAUAUGCUGGAUGUGUAGUAGGGAAAGGCUUCAAUUUUGGCAUAUUUAUUAUUAUUAUUAUCAUUAUCUUUUAUUAUAAUCUGUUUAA